This is a messenger RNA of Punica granatum (pomegranate), 2990 nucleotides long. Lineage: Eukaryota; Viridiplantae; Streptophyta; Magnoliopsida; Myrtales; Lythraceae. The record is from RefSeq and is a predicted model, not a curated record.
GAAUCUCCAUUUCUCGUCGUGGAAAGCAAAGUCUCCGGCCACUUAAAUCUCCCCGAUGGUCGGAAACCCCCGGCAUAUCCUUCCAGUUCCUUCUGCUUGCUCACUGAUGUCUCACUUUGCUGAUCCCUUUACUCUUCCUCCAAGCUCCAAUCCAUCUUACUCCAUCGCUCUUCUUCUCCUCCGCCUUCUUCCACUCCCGAAGAAGUAGAAACCCCUCAUGAGAUCGCCGCCAUAGCCAUCUCCGGGAUCGAUGGAUUUCGUGGAGCUCGAAGCGAUCGAGGGCCUGCGGUGGUCAUGGAACUCCUGGCCCGCCUUCAAGGCCGAAUCAUCGGCCCUCGUGGUCCCCCUCAGCCUCAUGUGCACCCCUCUGAUGCCGUUCCCGGACCUCCCCCUACUCCCCUACGAGCCCCUCUCCUGCUCCCGCUGCGGCGGCGUCCUCAACCCCUACGCCCGCGUGGACCACCCUGCCCGGACCUGGGCCUGCCCCUUCUGCCUCCUCCGCAACCCCUUCCCCCGCUCCUACGGCGGCAUCGGGGAGCACAACCUCCCUGCCGAGCUCUUCCCCACCUAUAGCUCGGUCGAGUACGUCGGGCCCAGCUCGGCUUCGAAUCCGAGCGUUAGCUCCAAUUCGAUUGCCGGGUCUUCCUUAAACUCGAGUAGGAACCUGAACUCGGGCUCAAACCUGAGCCUUUACCACAAUUGGGGUGAUGUGUCGUCGCCCAGUUCGAGCUUGGGCAACGCCGAGGCUCCGUUUAGUAGGAAGGUAUCAAAUUGGGGGUCGGGCUUGAAUAUGGAGCGGAACCGGGUAAAUGGCUCGUCCUCGGCUUCGCUGCUCUCUGGGGUCUCAGUGUCCACUGGCAGUGGAGGAGGUGAUGUAGGUGUCCUGGGACCCGGCUUUGUGUUUGUUGUGGAUGUCUGUACUGUUGAGGAGGAGCUCAGGGCACUCAAGAGGGAGCUGCUGCUUGUAGUGGAGCAGUUGCCCGAGACUGCAUUGGUGGGGUUGGUCACGUUUGACUCAAUGGUGAGGGUUCACGAUCUCGGGUUCACGGAAUGUUCUCGUGUUGUGCUGUUUCAUGGGGAGCGUGAACUCUUGCCCGAGCAGAUUCACAAGUUCCUUGGAAUCAAUCCCAGGAAACAUCAGCAACCUGGAAAGUCUCCGACUGUUCAAAAGCAGGGCUACCUGCUCCCUUUGUUCGAAUGUGAGUUCAGCAUCACCACCGCAAUAGAAGAGAUCCAUUCUCUAGGAGGAACCACGCAGGGAACUCGCCCUCUGAGAUGCACCGGAGCAGCAAUAGCAGUUGCAAUUGGUCUCUUAGAAGUAUGCUUGACUAACAAUGGGUCCCGUGUCAUGGUCUUUGCUUCGGGGCCAGCAACUCUAGGGCCUGGGAUCGUCGUGGAUCCCGACUUUAGGCACUCCAUCAGAACUCACAGAGACCUCGCCAGUGGCCAGGCUCCACACUACACAAAAUCUGCUAGCUUCUACAGGAGGCUUCUAAAUAGAUUAAAGGAUGCUCCCAUAGUCGUUGAUUUGUUUGCUUGCUCUCUUGAUCAAGUCGGAGUAGCUGAAUUAAAACCUCUGGUUGAGUACUCAGGUGGGUUUGUGAUGAUUGGGGAAUCCUUUGAGUCCAGCGAGUUCAGAAAAUGCGUGAGGGAUGUUUUCAUUCGUGAUGGGAAAGGAAACCUGAGGAUGUUCUUUGAUGCAACAAUUGAGAUCAUUACCACCCGGGAUAUAAAGAUUUGUGGUGCUUUAGGACCAUGCGUCUCUCUUGGGAAGGGCAAUAGCCUUGUUAGUGAGAAUGCAGUCAUUGGGGAAGGCAGGACCUAUGUGUGGAAACUCAACGCUCUAACUAGUAAGACUUGCAUCGUAUUCUUCUUCCAAGUGGCCGAUGAAGAAAAUGUCCAACCUGGGUCUGCAUUCUGUAUCCAGAUCAUUACAAGAUAUAGAUAUGGGAAUCUAGGAACAAGGAAGAGAGUGACAACUGUUGCGAGAAGAUGGGUCUCAAAGAGUGCUUGUCCAGAGAUUGCUGCAGGCUUCGACCAGGAAGCAGCAGCUUCAGUGAUGGCCCGACUUGCAAUCCACCGGGCAGAGACAUGCCAUGCUCGGGAUGUGAUUAGGUGGUUGGAUGAUGCCCUAAUUCGAUUUGCUUCCAAGUUUGGGGACUACAUCCAAGAAGACCCUUCCACCUUUCGUCUGGCCUCAAACUUCUCAUUAUACCCUCAGUUCAUGUACUACCUAAGGAGGUCUCAGUUUAUCGAUGUCUUCAAUAGUUCCCCAGAUGAGACCACUUUCUUCCGGCUCAUGCUUAAUAGAGAAGGUGUUGUGGGCUCUCUCAUAAUGAUCCAGCCCACGCUCUUUCAAUACUCCUUUGACGGUCCGCCCGUUCCAGUCCUUCUAGACGUCCGGUCCAUUUCUCCUGAUGUAAUCUUGCUAUUCGAUUCCUACUUCUACGUGGUCAUCCAUUAUGGAUCCAAGAUUGCACAGUGGAGGAAGCUUGGGUAUGAGAAGGACCCAAGCCAUGAGAACCUGAGGAAGCUGCUUGAGGCCCCUGAGAUUGAUGCAGAACUAUUAAUCGCAGAGCGGGUCCCGCCCCCAAAGCUUAUUAAGUGUGACCAGCAUAGUAGUAAUGCAAGGUUUCUCCUUGCGAAGCUGAACCCUUCCGUGACCCAGAACUCGACAUACCAGGACGGUUCUGACAUAAUAUUUACGGACGAUUUAAGCCUGCAAGUUUUUAUAGAGCACUUGCAGGCUUUGGCAGUCCAAAGCUGAUUCUGUUUACUGGUUUUUCAUUCUCCUCUUUCACUUCUUUCCUUACUUUCGGGGUUUUGUGCUGAUUGUAUUUACCCGAAGAAAUUGUCAAAUAGUUUUCACUGUAAAGAGUUAGAUGUAGACAGGAUUAGUUUCUUGAUUUUCUCUUGAAUUUAGAAGCCAUUGUAGUAUUUGAUCUAAUUAGGAAUGCGAGGGCAGAGUGGUUUUGUAUGCUUUUGCAGAA